AUGCGGGUUGUUGGACCCAAGAACCAAACCGUUUGCCUGAGGCCGUUAAGCGGAAUGCAGACAGUUUGCCUUUCACGGUUUAAUUUGCUUAUUUUCAUACAAGUUAUAAUCGGACACGCUGAGAAGAGGAUUUUGCUGAAUGACCCAGACGUGAUCUUGUCUCAGAUCCAUGACCUGGAGAGAAAGUAUCAGGAAAUAUUAGUGAAGUACUCAGAUUUAUCUACAAAGUAUUCUGAUUUAUCGACGAAGUAUUCAGAUCUUGCGACAUUAAAAACUUCCGCCAGUGGGGUGUUUGUACGGUGGGGACGAAAGGAAUGUCCUUCAGAUAACGAAACAGAACUGGUUUACUCAAGAUUUGGCGGAGGAUCUUGGUAUGAUCACACUGGUGCUGCAGCUGAAUUUGUCUGCUUGCCACCCGACCCUAACCUGACCACCAAUUUUACCUCUUCUUACUCUUUUAUGUAUGGAGCAGAAUACGAUUCGACUGACUUUGGUCUGCAUGAUGGAGACGACUUGCCUUGUGUGGUUUGUAGAAGGAAGACACAGUCGAGCGUGUUGAUGAUUCCAGGAAAGAACAGCUGCUACUCGGGGUGGACUGAACAAUAUCACGGAUACCUGGCAAGCGGAUACUAUGCAAGUAAGGCAGCGUCACAGUACAUCUGUGUUGAUGAACAUCCUGAGGCCCUAAGAGCAGGAGAGCGUAACGACAAUGGAAAAUGGGUCCACUCCGUCAAAGCGGUGUGUGGCUCGCUGCCAUGUCCUCCUUAUCAUAAUAAUAUGUAUCUAACGUGUGUUGUGUGCACAAACUGAACACAUU
Molecule: messenger RNA, 817 nt
Organism: Saccostrea cuccullata (small rock oyster)
Lineage: Eukaryota; Metazoa; Mollusca; Bivalvia; Ostreida; Ostreidae
Product: short-chain collagen C4-like
Exons: 4
Coding region: 1-810 (269 amino acids)
Source: RefSeq, a predicted model, not a curated record